AAUAUAGAAACAAAUCAUUAAGCUAUUUGUUAUGGCUUUUCCCCUCUUUAGAUCAGUUUCCGAGCAAGAGGAUAAACUUCUUCUACAAGAAAAUGGACUACAAAACGCUACCGUUGGCUGAAUGGAGUGAGUCUCAUGUUAGAUGCUGGCUAGAAUCUAUUGGAAUUAAGAAAGAAUAUGUAGAAAAGCUCUGUGAAGAGGAAGUGACUGGCCCCGUGCUCAAAGAAUUAGAUGAACCUUUCCUCAAAAGCAUGGGUAUGAAAGGAGGCCAAAUCCACAUAAUAACACGGAAAAGAAAUGAACUUUUGGAACAUUUGCAGAAAAAUGCAGGGGUAGACUCAGCCCAAGCAAAUAAUCCCAGCAUUAAGGCUUCAGAAGUGUUGGGUUCUGAUAUUACUACCAAUGAUGAUAAAACGAGAGUAAAAAACAGGAAUUCAGCUUUGUUUAUGAAGGCUAAUGCAGCAACUGAAAAGACAGACAGUGAUUUAAAGGCCCUCAGCAUCAAACAGCCCGAAAGUUUUCAUGUAACAUCUUACCAGAAGGGAUCUGCAGAAACACACAACUCUGGGGCAGUAGAAGAGACUGGUAAGGAGCACACAGAAAAAACAAUGUCUACUUUUUGCAGGAGAGGAAGUAGAAAAAGUCGUUCCUUACAUGAAAAUACAGUUGAAUCAUUAACUCUGAGCAAAUUCAGGCAAUUUAAAAAUGAAGACAUUAAUUUUAAAUACGUGAAAAACAGAAUUCUUGCUCCGGAAACUGGAGUCAUAGAUUUGAUCACCCCUUGCCAUGAAUACAAAUCUUUUACAACUGCUGCAAAGCUGGAUAGGCAACGACUGCAAGCAAAGUUUGCCUAUGAAGUGAUUAGAUAUGCCUCAGCCUGCAUGAAUGUUCGAACAAAUGGCACAAUACACUUUGGUGUAAUGGACAGUGUUGAAGACAAGGGCUGGAAACACGGACAGAUAGCUGGCAUACCAGUCAGAGACAGAGACAUCUAUGUAGAUGCAUUAGAUUACAUUGAAAAAUGUUUUGAACCAUCUCAACAAGAAGCUGCAAGAAAUUGCAUUCACCCUCCUAUUUUUACUGAAGUGAUUCAGAAAGACUCUCAAGAACAAUACUUUGUGGUAGAGGUUGACAUUGAACCAUCAUCCAGUACAGUGAAGGGGAAGAUCUUUCAAGUACGCUUACCUAGAUUUAACGAACAGAGUAAUAAGGUGAACUUGGACAAAAUGUCAGUUCUCUAUCAAAGAGUGGGAACAAAGUCUGAGCCUGUAAAGAAUGAAGAACUAGUGGCUUUUAUUCAGGGUUUACAAGAGAAGGAUGUCAGAAGGGAAAAGGCUGAGUCCUCCAGUAGUGAGGACCCUAUGGAAAUUUCUGAAAAUUUAGGGCGGAAGUUAUCAGUCCUAUUCACUGAUGGCAAGAACUAUAUGAAUGAUUCUCUAUUGUACAUUCUUGUCACAAACAGGUGUGGAAAAGAAGAUCUGAAAUCUGUCAAAUUUUUAAUGCGCAUGAAUAUUUUCUGUGUGUUUGAUUUUGAUGAGGAUUCCAGUGUGUCAGGUUUAUAUGCCAAGUACAAAGAGCAUCAUGAAACAAGGUCACAUUUCUUGCAAAAUUAUGCCAAUGAAAACAAGAUGAGCACCACUGAAUUUCAAAAACAUUUGGGCCUAUUUGAUCACACCAGCUGGAUAUUUUGCAAUGGACGCAGUGACUUUCUUGGGAAUGAAAAACCUUGUGAUGAAGACACUUGGAUUAGAACUAAAAAGAAGUAUCUUAAGAAAGCCAUUUCAUUUAUCUGUGAUGAAAUCCUUCCUAAGGGAUCUUUUGUGGUACUUUUCCUCCUCUUAUCACCUGUGGAGAAGCCAAUUGUAGACACUUUCCAGGAAUUCUAUACAGAAAUGAAUGGUAUGGAUUAUAUCAUAUGCAUUGCAGAGUCCAAAGAAAAUUAUGAGAAGUGGGCUAACCUGGCUCAGGCAUCUUGUAACAUUGAGACACUAGAACAGAGAAGCAUUGUGGGCAUGAAGCUAAGUCACGUAGAUGCCACUAUUCAAAAAAUGCUGCCAUCUGCAAUAUGUCCCAGACAUUUACCCGUUUCCACAAAAGGUCUGUGUGUGCUUCCAACUCUGGAAGAAGAAAAAAUGUCUUCCCUUGAAAUAUUGUGUGCAGAUCAAUGUGAUGAUAUCAAACUGGAUCUUCUGAGCACAAAAGAAAUACAAGAGAUAGAACGAACAUUUUACCAAGGUAGAAAAGUCAGCUGGAAAAAUUUCUGGCUUGCUGAUAAAGGGAGCUGUGGAGAAGUCAUUGAACGUGAUGCCUGCAGAGAUGUUCAUAAAAUCUUAGAUGGCACUUUGCAUGAGAACAGGAUCAGGGGGUCUGUGGCUAAACUAAAAAUAUUUCAUCAACCUGGAAGUGGAGGAAGCACCAUUGCAAGGCAAGUACUAUGGAAAAGAAGAAAAGAUUUAAGAUGUGCUGUGGUCAGAUCCUCAUAUCCAGUUGCAACUGUCUCCCAACAUGCAGUUAAUUUUAGAGAAUAUGAUGAAAAUGACAUGAAGAAUUCUCUCCCAGUCCUCCUCCUUGUUGAAGACUAUGAUGAAGAUUAUCUAGAUGACUUAAAGAAUGAUUUAAUGGAUGCAAUGACAGCUAGAAGAGGUCAUUCAUCCAAGCCUUGUUUCAUCCUCAUGUGCUGUAAACGAUCUAAUGUCCCUGAAAAGCUUUGCAAAGAUUCUCCUCUCGAUACAGUUGCUGUCACUCACAAACUAUCAGAACAAGAGAAACACCUGUUUAAAACCAAAAUUGAAAAGCUUGAAAAGCAGAAAGACUUCAAGCCUGAAUUUAUAAUUACGUUUGUCCUGAUGAGUAAGGAGUUUAAAGAAACAUAUGUCACGGAAUUUGUAGAGCACUGGAAGGAAGGCAUAGACCCUUCCUCCCUUGUUACUAAUUUGAUGAAGUAUGUUGCUUUGCUCAAUUCCUAUGUACAUGGUUCAUACAUUUCAUUAUCACACUGUGAAGCUUUCCUGGGGCUGGGGUCAUAUACAGAAAAGAGAGAGUAUGAUUUCAGAAACAACUUAAGUGAACAGGCAAGAUUUAUUUUCAUUGAAUUAAGAGCAAAUACCACCUAUAUUUCAUGUGUCAAAAUAAUACAUCACCUGGUUGCUAAGGAAAUUCUGCACCAACUCUCAGGAAAUCAGCCUCAAAGUCAAAUUGCAAUGAAUCUUCUCCAGGAAAAAAUGCUUUUUCAGCACAGAUUUGGACGAGAAGAGUUCAUAAAAUUCAUCAGAGAUCUGUUUAUACGACGUGACAAGAAGAGCAGGGGAGACAAUACUGACAGCCUCUUCUCUCCAUUCAUUGAGCAUGUCUGUAAGGUUGAAAACUGUGAAAAAGCUAUAGAGGUUUUAAAAACUGCAUACGAAUGCCUGGGAAAAGAUGCCUACUUUGCCCAGCAACUUGCUCGAUUGCAUUACAAUCAUGAAAAAUUUGAGGAUGCAGAAUAUUGGGCAGGGGUAGCCAAAUCUCAUUUGCCACAUGAUUCUUUUAUUUUGGAUACAGAAGGUCAAGUGUACAAGAAAUGGUUUAAUUUUACUGUGGACAAAAAGACAGAUGAAGCCACUCCUAGUGAAGUCAUUGAAAUGAUAGAAAUUGCCCUUAAAGCUAUGAAAUGCUUCAGGGCUGCACAAUGGGCUGCAAAGUCAGAGAUCGACAGCAUGAACAAUGCUGGUUAUUUUGGAGAAGUUGAAGUGGGAUGUCGUCUACUAAAAUUUCUGUCUACACUUAAGGUAUUUCCCAGAAACACACAAGGGGAACAUCCUGAGCUUGUGCGUUAUUUGCUAACAGACUACAUUCCUGAGGAAAUUAAAAAACCCUGGGGAAAGCUUCACAGUCGUUUAAAAGGCUUACAUCAGAACAUUUAUAAUGCUCUGGAGUGGAUUUCAGAAGAUCUAAGUUACUUCCAAACAGAUAAAAACCAGAACAAAGAAAAUGAGGCAGAGGAGAAAGAAGAACAAGUUUACAAUCCCAGAAAGUGGUUGAAAAGGCAGUCUGAGGUGUAUGCCAAAUUCUUUACCUCAGACUCCCUUACUGUGGUAAUAAAAGGAGGACCUGAAACCCAGCUAGUUAAAAGCAUGAACAUUUAUAAGUAUGGUGGUGGCAGUGUCAUUACCAUUCUUUCAUUGUUGUCAGAUUCAAACGAUGAGAGGUCAGUUAAUAAGCUAGAAAAAAUAAUUAGCUUAUACCCUGAAGACCCACAGAAGGGAAGCUUGGAGGACAUUGAUCUCAUCAAUUACAUUUUGUGUCACAUUGCACUAGCAUGUUUGUCUCCAGGAUCUUCCAAACUUCUUCCUUUUCAAACACUUAGAGAGCUCAGCAAUAGAUUCUUUAAACAGAGAAGAACAGCAUUUCCAGCAAGUGCCCAUUUUUUGCUCACCUUACUGUACUGGCCAGAUGAUGCAUUAGACAGAGAGUCUAAUCCGGAUAAAAAUGAUAUUCUCAUUGCUGCUCUUCAGUCCAUGAAGCACUUAUAUGACAUCAAGAUGAAAAACAUUGCUCCAAGAAAAAAGAGAAUCUACACUCAUUUUUUCCUGGGAAAAGGCAACAGUCUAGGAAAGUUUGUGCACAAGACUAGGAUUGAUAAAUUAAUUGAUGGCUCCCUAAAUGAACGACGAAUGAAGUGGCUACAUGGAGAUGUAUGGAAAAUAGGCAGAGUUCACAGUGUCUUAAAAAGAGUGAAUGGCUGGACAGAAAAAGGAAAAGUAUUUGCGCGGGGUCAUGUUGGGCAGAUUCAUAUUUUGCCUUUACAUUUUGAUUCAGUGCCUCCAGGAAAUGAAAAUGUGACAUUUUAUUUAGGAUUUUCAUUUAGUGGGCUUGUUGCCUAUGACAUUCAGGUAAAAAAAUAAAACAAUCUGCUCCAAAAAAUAAGGUACUUAGUGCAUUAAGUUGAGAUUCCCACUGGACUGAAAACAUUGCAAGAUAUUAAAGUUUUUUUUUCCUGUUACAUUCUGAAAAGAACGUACAGCAAAAAUAAGUCCAACUGUCCAAAAUGAGUAAUAAAUCUUUUUCUUAGAGCAAGUACAACCAAAAUUCUGACAUAGUGUCAUUAGUGUCAACUGCCAUAUGCAAUUUUCAAGUCACUGUUUUGUAUCUGAAUACUUUGUUUCAAUGUAGCUGUCAUGAUUCAAUUCCCCCUUAGGAAAUUUUUAAGUUAUUGUCUCUUAGAAAGAAUGAAAAAACUGGAUAUUCAACAUAGAGAGGCUUCAUCCUUUAUUUGUAUAAAACUGAAAUGAUAUGUAAGUUUUCAUAAUCAAUAACGGAAACUUAGAAAUAUGAGCCAGCACUUAUAAGAAGAAGAGUAGUGAUGGAGCUGCUCCAAGAUCUUGAAUGCUAGGAAAUCCUUUUAAAAUCUGUAAUCAUGGUGACUGAGCUAUUUUUGGUGAUAGAAUCAUAGAAGAUUAGGGUUGGAAGAGACCUCAGGAUGUCAGCUAGUCCAA
Molecule: messenger RNA, 5474 nt
Organism: Chelonoidis abingdonii (Abingdon island giant tortoise)
Lineage: Eukaryota; Metazoa; Chordata; Testudines; Testudinidae
Product: sterile alpha motif domain-containing protein 9-like
Cellular component (GO): cytoplasm
Molecular function (GO): protein binding
Source: RefSeq, a predicted model, not a curated record